AUGGCGAGCGCGGCGGUCCCCGCGCAGCCCCGCGAAUCGGAGGCCCCGCAGGAGCGAGGCGCGGCGGCGCCCGGGGAGCCGGAGCCGAUGGAGGUGUCAGGCGGGGCCGGGGCGGCGGCGGUGCUGGGAGAGACGGGGCUGGCCGUGGGCUGCUGCAUCGCGGCGGCGCUGAGCUGGGAGCGGCCUCUCCGCAGCCUGGGCGGCUUCGUCUGCGCCAACCUGCUCUUCUGGUUUGUUGCAUUGACCCCUUGGAGAGUGUAUCAUCUGACUUCCCUUAUAAUACUUGGAGUGUUAAUUUUUCAGAUAAUGAAGGAUUUGGUAUUCUCAAAGCUGCAAGGUGCGCAGCUUUGGAGGGCCAUCACUGGCAAGAUUAUCAUCACUGUGUUUUCUGAGAAUGAGUGCUUUCUUUGAAAAGUGGAAUAAUACUAUGUUGGUCAAGG
Messenger RNA from Catharus ustulatus (Swainson's thrush), 440 nucleotides. Its product is annotated as reticulophagy regulator 1-like. The record is from RefSeq and is a predicted model, not a curated record. Gene Ontology annotation, cellular component: endoplasmic reticulum membrane. Gene Ontology annotation, biological process: negative regulation of neuron apoptotic process; reticulophagy. NCBI's taxonomy places the organism in Eukaryota, Metazoa, Chordata, Aves, Passeriformes, Turdidae. The transcript is spliced from 4 exons. Bases 1 to 411 code for a protein of 136 amino acids.